AUGACCAAACCAGAGGAGAUCUUCACAAACAGUGAGCACGAGGAGACAGAAGCAGAAGAGGAAACUGGCUUCACUGGGUCCGUUCCUCCACCAACGGUCCAAGGACAAGUGAUUCCAGAUGAGAACCCUGACUUGAUCGAUGCCGAUGAGGACCUUGCUGCUGAGUUCCCUGAUGAUACUGAAUAUCUUGAGCUCGUUCAUCUCAAAAUAAGAUCCAUGGAUGACUUGAACUUGGCAAGGUUCAAGCACUUGAAAGGUUUAAUCCUCAGACAGAACUUACUGGAUUCGUUUGGUGCCAUUAAGUACGCGUCCGAUGAGCUUGAAGAGUUGGACCUGUAUGACAACAGAAUCAAGCACAUCUCGUCGCAUGUUAACGAUAAGGUACAGUUGAGGAACUUGGACUUGUCUUUUAAUAAGAUUAGGAACAUCAAGAACAUUGAGAAACUGACCAAGCUGGAAAACUUGUACUUUGUUCAGAAUAAGAUCACAGACAUCGUCAACUUGGAAACAUUUACCUCUUUGAAGAACUUGGAGCUAGGAGGCAACAGAAUUACACAGAUCAAGAACCUCGAUCCUCUUGUCAACCUGACAGAGCUGUGGCUGGCGAAGAACAGGAUCUCCAAGCUGGAGAACCUGUCGACUCUUAAGAACUUGAAGAUCCUCUCCAUACAAUCCAACAGAAUCACCAAGAUUGAAGGAUUGGAAGGUUUAGAGAACUUGGAAGAGCUUUACAUCUCCCAUAACGGCAUUGAGAAGAUUGAAGGCUUGGAUAAGAACUUGAAGCUGACAACCUUGGAUAUCACUGGUAAUAGGGUGUCCAAAUUGGAAAACUUGUCCCAUUUGAAAGAACUUACGGAUCUAUGGGCAUCAUAUAACAAGAUUGCCUCCUUUGCCAAUGUUGAGGACGAGCUCAAAGAUUUGAAGAACUUGGAUACUGUGUAUCUGGAAUCUAAUCCUAUCCAAACGGAAAACCCAACGAGUUAUAGAAGAAAGCUCAUCAUGUUCCUACCACAAGUUAACAAGAUUGAUGCUACUUACGUUAGAUGA
Messenger RNA from Williopsis jadinii, 1047 nucleotides. It is a transcript of the gene SDS22, whose product is annotated as type 1 protein phosphatase-activating protein SDS22. Gene Ontology annotation, molecular function: protein binding. The record is from RefSeq and is a predicted model, not a curated record. NCBI's taxonomy places the organism in Eukaryota, Fungi, Ascomycota, Saccharomycetes, Phaffomycetales, Wickerhamomycetaceae. The coding region runs from base 1 to 1047 and encodes 348 amino acids. The transcript has a single exon.